AUGUCUCUGAAAUCGGCGUCUAGCCUCCUAGACGGAGCCACUGAAAAUACAACAACCGUAGCCGGCUCUCCUGUUACCGGUGCCGUGCCCGCUGCGCAACGACAAGCGAAACAGCUUGGUGCGACCGCUACCAAAUCCAUGAAUCUAACAACACCUGGCGAGUUUCCAGGAGAAAAGACGCAAGACAAUGCCACAGCACAAGACACAUCGUCGGGUCCGUGGUAUGCACCAAUGACCGCGUGGUUCCGCGAUGUUAUCCCAAGCACAUUGGACUGGUUCGAAGGCACUAUGAAAUGGCUACUUGCCUGGAUAUUUCCUCCUCCUCGCCAAGCGACGCUCUUUGAAGCCGCACUGCGAAGGCCGUACGCGACAUCAUUCCUGGUCUGUCAACUCAUCUGCUGUGGAGUGCCGUUCCUUGUCUUUUUAGCUGGCACACUCGUGUUUGCCGCGGUAGCUGCACUGCUGUGGGCGAUACUAUCAUUUGUCAUCCUGGGCCCAAUCUUCUUGGUCGCUAGCAUGAUGGGGGUAUACGUCUGGAGUUGGGGCUUGGUUUUGUAUGCCGUCAUUAAAUGGGUGGAUAGCACGUUCCUGGGUGGAGUGAUUAGCAAGUUCUGGCUUUCACAAGUGCCACCGAAGGACCAGCCCCAGGAUGUUCAGGAGGACCGCGAGGGAACAGAAACACGAGAAGGAACAAAAGGAACCAAUUGA
Aspergillus nomiae NRRL 13137 is the source of this 708-nucleotide messenger RNA. RefSeq names its product seipin co-factor family protein. Bases 1 to 708 code for a protein of 235 amino acids. The transcript has a single exon. Lineage: Eukaryota; Fungi; Ascomycota; Eurotiomycetes; Eurotiales; Aspergillaceae. The record is from RefSeq and is a predicted model, not a curated record.